ACUCUAUUUAAAAUGGAGAAUCCUAAUUCCUUAACAGAGAUUUCAGCUCUGGUGGAGCGCACACUACUGGAUACAGGGCGCCUGUUUAGAAAAUCAGGCUCAAUGCCUGCCAGUACUCAUCUUCAGCGGUCACUUCCUUCAUAUUAUGAUAGUUUUCAGGAGGCCCUGGAUAAUCUCUCUGAGCAAAUUUUUAUUGCUAAAGCCUUCCUAGAAAAGGAUUAUGAGGCAAUCAAGGCACGGGAGGUGGUGCCUGUUACAGAAGAUGUGACCAUGUCAGAAGUUGAUCAGAAUCAGAAUGUGGGGCAGGAAACACAACCUUCAAAUCCAUUGAAGAUGGAGCCGGUCACUGAGACUGCCAACGUUCAGCCCAAGACUGAGCCAGAAGUGUCUGCACCCACAGAAGCUACCCCAGCCCCCCAGCCCAGUCAAGAUCCAAUUGUGAAAGAAGAACCCCAGGCCAAAGCUGAUGCCCCCAUGGAACAAUCAUUUCCAGAUGCCGAGGGUCUCAAUUUUGAUUCAGUCCUCAAUGAGGGUGGUGGUGGCUCUGGUUCAUUUAAUCUCAGUUUGGACUUUGGGGAUGAUGAUAUGGGCAAUCAGGCCUUCCUCUCAGGCUCAGCAUUUGGUAGUAAUGUCCCAGGUGACUCCAAAUCUGGCACAUCACAGCCCCCUGAAAACUCUACAAGUACAGCCCCUGCUGGCGGGGGUGCCUUUGACAUGGAACUUCAGAAGAGUGAGGGUGGAUCUAAUGCAUUCCCAGACCAGGGUAAUGCAAUGGAUGAUUUGAUGGCACCUGGAGAAUCAAACUUUGAUGAUUUGUUUAUGGAGAAUGAGAACCUUGGCGGGGAUAGUACGGGAGAUCUCAAUCAGCUGGAGGGGGAUAGUUUGAUGAAUCUCAAUGAGCUGGAAGAUAACUGGUUUACCUAA
Molecule: messenger RNA, 924 nt
Organism: Penicillium malachiteum
Lineage: Eukaryota; Fungi; Ascomycota; Eurotiomycetes; Eurotiales; Aspergillaceae
Exons: 3
Source: RefSeq, a predicted model, not a curated record